AUGUCCGCUGUAGCUCCCAAAAAAUGGUCGACGGUUGACUUGAAAGUUCCUGGCUUAGGAACUGUGUCCGGCUGGUGUUUCGACGGCACCACUUGUCAAUAUUAUGGCGUUCCCUAUGGAAAGGUCCCGGGGCGCUUCCGUCGUCCCCAGCCCGCAGACGCACCCUGGCCGAACAACAGAUGGGAUGGCACCAAGCUCUAUCCUUUCAGUCCACAGCCACCGCGAGAUUUUUACUUCGUGACCAAUCCUCCGAGACCGUGGGUGAAGGAGCCGACUACUUCGGCCACUGAAUGCCUGAAUAUCAACAUCUCAGUGCCCACUCCCCCGUCUGAGAGUGCCGGCAAAGCCAAAUACCCCGUGAUGGUUUUCUUCCAUGGAGGCGCGUUUGUCUACUCAGCUGGCUCAGCCGGCAUCUACGAUGGUAGGCGACUUGCCCAGAUCUCUCACCAGGACCUGGGGAUACCUACCAUCAUCAUCUCGGUAACCUUCCGCUUGGGCGUGUAUGGAUUCUUGGCAAGCAAGGAAAUCCGCCAAUACAACGAGAAACACGGCGAAGGAGGUGUUGGGAACUAUGGCUUGUGGGAUCAGAUUGAAGCUUUGCGGUGGAUCCAAAAGCACAUUUCUGCAUUCGGAGGAGACCCCGACAGAGUCACAUUGUUUGGCCAAAGUGCUGGUGGAGUAUCCUGCAACGUUCAUAUGCUACGGGACGAACGCUUGUUCUCGGCCGCUAUCAUCCAGUCUGGCCUCUUACCUCUUUGCGGUGUCCUGUCAGAGUCACAGUAUCAAGUCAUCUACGACAAACUGCUUGGGGAGCUAAACAUCUCAGACAAGUUGUCGCCGGAGGAGCGCCUACAGGAACUAUUGACGAUCGAUGAGUCGAAGCUGACAGCGGCAAUGGUACCAGUCUUCGUCACACCGGUCAUUACCAUAUCACCAUGUGAUGACCACUUCCUCAUCAAUGGUCCUAUGCCCAGUUACUCCAAUUACUCGGAUUUCAAACCGCCAUCAUGGUGCAAACGUGUCAUGAUUGGUGAUGUGGCCAACGAAUGCAUGAUAUGGAACAAGGGGUUCCGAUCCUACGAUGCUCAAAGCCUGGUCGCGAAGAUCAAGGGCUUUGUCAAGGACGACGCGAAAGCUCAAAAGUUCAUGGAUCUUUACGGUAUCACAGAAGACAUGGAUCGCAAUCGGACGUUCUACAAAAUCGAGAAGUUCACCACCGACGGAUUGUACCUUGCAGUCCACUGGUCCGCUCUACGGGCCUGUCCUGAAAUGUACGCGUACCGCUUUGACGUACCUUCGCCCUUUGAAAACGAAUGGAAGGGAUUGGCACAUCACUCACUUGAUAACGUGUACGUGUGGUCAUUGUUGAAGGACAAGCUUCCUCCCCAACAGCGGCGUGUUUCGGAGGAGAUGUCGGCUGCAUGGCUGAAGUUUGCGAAUGGACUCGAGCCAUGGGAACGAUUCGACAAGAAUCGGGCCUUUAUGGUCUUUGAGGAUGACAAAUGCCAUAUGGUCAAAGCCGACGAUGAUCUGAAGAAACGAAACUACAAGAUUUGGGAACAGCUCGAGGAGGAGGGACUGCUCCAGCAGUUUGGGGAGUUGGCCGAUGAGCUAUGUAUGCGUCACGAGGAGAUUUUGGACCCCAAAGCGAAGCCCCGGGCGAUGAAAGUUCCUGAAUUUGAGGAGUUGGGCAUUAGUACCGCACUGGGAAAGACUGGUUUGAAUAUCGACAUAGCUUAG
Molecule: messenger RNA, 1740 nt
Organism: Cladophialophora yegresii CBS 114405
Lineage: Eukaryota; Fungi; Ascomycota; Eurotiomycetes; Chaetothyriales; Herpotrichiellaceae
Exons: 3
Coding region: 1-1740 (579 amino acids)
Source: RefSeq, a predicted model, not a curated record